GCAGCUGUCCCUCAGCAUGGAGGAAGAUGCCUCAAAGGCUAGCAGUGCGUCACUAUUUGGUGGCAUGACCCGGCCAACCUCAAGCCGUGCCAGCCGCCAGCGAAAUGCCCGGAAGUCUAAAACACGCAGCCUGCCGGACGGUUUCUCGGAGAGUGGGGCAUCUUUGCCCUGCUGGCGCGAUGUCUUCAAGGGCCAGGAAGGGUUGUGGUUGCGCACUGUGCGUCGUGGCACCAACAGCCUGCGGCGGCGAGCAGGUGAACUGGCAAAGCUGGGCCGGGGCUCAGCCUCUACCAAUGGGUGCCAGAGGUCCCUGGUCACCCUUCACUGCUAUGAUAGAGUUCAAGCAGAGACUGUAGACAUGCCUUCGCUGCAUUUGGAAGAGGUCAUGGGCUUUGCAGAGCUAAGCUUCUUCAUGGAUGAUGCCAUGAUCAAGAAAAAUCCCAAUGUGUAUGAAGAGCUCAACUGGCGCCGCCUCUUCCGAACGGACUACUGGGGGCUGGACAUGUUUGAGGGGCCGUGGACCCACAAGUCGUUCCGACCCUUGACAGUGCUGACGUUCCGCUGGAACCAUGCAAUGCACGAGUUCAGUGGUUCAGGCUUCCACAUCGUUAAUAUUAUGCUAAAUGCGGCAUGUGCUGUACUCCUGAUGCUGUUUGGCCAGCGUGUUGGUCUCAGCCUGGAUUGGGCUCUGCUUCUGGGAGCGCUGUUCUUGGCGCAUCCCAUCCACACGGAGAGUGUGUUGUACAUUGUGGGCAGGGCCGACCUGCUUUGCCUGCUUUUGGUACUCUUAGCGGCCCUGGUGUAUGCACCCUGCAUCAAGGAGCGCCCUGGCUUCGCUGUUCUGGCGCCUCUUCUUUCGGUCGUGGCCUCCGCCCUGCUUGUUGCAGCAGGGCUCUGCAAAGAGACAGGCUUCUGCUUCUUUGGCUUACUGGCUGGCUGGGAAAUCCUCAGAGGCUUGAUCAGCACCAGCCAAUCACAUGUCCUGCGUGUGUUCCGCCUGCUGGCCAUCUUGGUCAUGGGAACAAUUGCCUGUGGUGUGAGAGUUUGGUACACGGGAGGGACAUCCAUCGACAACAUGGAUCCGCACAGCAAUCCAGUGGCUGUUCACAGCGAUUGGUGGGUCCGCUUGCGGAGCUACGCUCUACUCCACGGUAUUUAUGCAAAGCUCCUGGUGUUUCCAACCUCUCUCAGCUAUGACUACUCCUUCGAUGCGAUUCCGCUUGUUGUUGAUGCCAGUGACCUGCGCUUGCUGCUGCCGGUGACCGCCUACCUUGGCUUUGCGAUCCUGCUGGUCUUCUCACUAGCUGUACUCAGACCGUCAAGGAGCAAGUCCCCAGCGGAGGGUCCCAUCAUUGGCCUUGCCAUGCUGAUAUUGAGCUUCUUUCCAAUGUCCAACAUCCUUUUCCCGGUGGGCACCAUGAUCGGCGAAAGACUGCUGUACAUCCCCUCAGCAGGGCUGCUGACCACACUGGUGUGCCUCGCCCAGCGGUCGCCAAGUGUGCGGCUAUUUGCAUCUUUGCUGCUGGUGGCGGGUGGGCUGGCUGUUUGGCGCUGUGCUCUGCGAGUUCCAGACUGGAAGGACUCUGACAGCAUCACCACUGCAGAUGGGUUGACUCAGCUGCGCUCAGCGAGGGUGCAGUUCAACCUUGCCAACGUCUACUUGAAGGCCAAGCUGUAUGACGACGCCCUGGCCACAUAUCAACGGUCCAUCACAAUUGAUCCCACCGAUCAUGAUGCCCUCCCUCUGUACCACGCUGGCCAGAUCCUCUUUUUCAAGGGGCAGCAUCAAGAAGCUGCCAGAUACUUGGAGAAGGCGGUCAAUGGCUUCUUCAGCCCUUUGACGAUACAGGAGGAAGAGAUUUGGCAUGACUAUGCGCUGUCGCUCUGGUUUGUACAAAAACCGCAAGCUUCAGUUGCUCACUUCCAGAAGGCCCUGGCAAUAAACCCAGUCUUCACCAAGGCCCUGAACAACAUGGCCUGUGCUGCUGGGCUGGGCGCCAUCACCGGCAUUCUGUCGAAGGAGUAUUACCAGCAUGCCAUCAAUUCCCUUGACCAGGCAGUCCGGAUAGAUCCUGGCAACAUCCUAUACUGGCGGAACGCAGUUGCUCUGAUGCUGGCAGGGGGUGAUGAGCAGCGAGCCACGGUCACGUGGAAUCAGCUGGUCUCGAUGGACCCGCAGGGCGCAGGGCAGCCGCCAAACGACUGCAGCUGGGAGUUCUACUUUAGAUGA
Messenger RNA from Symbiodinium pilosum, 2230 nucleotides. The record is from the annotation of a GenBank genome assembly. NCBI's taxonomy places the organism in Eukaryota, Dinophyceae, Suessiales, Symbiodiniaceae.